AUGGCUCCUUCACCAUACGAGUUAUCUCUGGUUCUGAACCCUCUUGUGCCGGAGUCAUUGACACAUAACACCAGGACCCUCUCCAACAUCCGCUCCAUCUCCGGUCUCCUUCUCGGCAUCGCCGCCGGCAUCCUCGGUCUCGAGUCCCUCUGGGGCUUCGGCUUCUAUCUACUUUCCAACACAAUCAUCUCGGCCCUCUUUUACUUCCUCCUUGCUGGCGCCAACCCACAAAAAUAUUUCGCCGGAUCGACAGGGUCGAGGGGUCUGUAUGAGAACGACAGCAAAAAAGGCGGUCGGAACCCCGGCACCGGGGCGUGGAGGGAGAUUUGGUUCGGUGGCGGCUUGUUCACGGAUGCGUUGAGUGGGUUUGUGUUGGGCUGGGCUGGUGUGGGAGGUGUUAUUCGAUGA
Messenger RNA from Exophiala dermatitidis NIH/UT8656, 408 nucleotides. RefSeq lists its product as uncharacterized. Gene Ontology annotation, cellular component: membrane; EMC complex; endoplasmic reticulum. The coding region runs from base 1 to 408 and encodes 135 amino acids. The transcript is spliced from 2 exons. Gene Ontology annotation, biological process: protein folding in endoplasmic reticulum; autophagosome assembly. NCBI's taxonomy places the organism in Eukaryota, Fungi, Ascomycota, Eurotiomycetes, Chaetothyriales, Herpotrichiellaceae. The record is from RefSeq and is a predicted model, not a curated record.